Molecule: messenger RNA, 1285 nt
Organism: Neurospora tetrasperma FGSC 2508
Lineage: Eukaryota; Fungi; Ascomycota; Sordariomycetes; Sordariales; Sordariaceae
Exons: 5
Coding region: 200-1153 (317 amino acids)
Biological process (GO): NAD+ biosynthetic process
Molecular function (GO): nicotinate-nucleotide adenylyltransferase activity; nicotinamide-nucleotide adenylyltransferase activity
Source: RefSeq, a predicted model, not a curated record
CUGGCCGCUGGACCAUCUCGCAUCGCAUCCACGGCAAGCCGCCUUGAGCGACCGAUUCCACCCCAGCUGCGUCACCCGUCUCCCGGGACGCAUUACUUUGCGACACCCGACCCUGCCGGUACCUAGUAUCGCAACAUCUACACUGACCUAGUCCAACGCCAAAGGACAUCUACAGACAUCACAAUACAACAAGCCAACCAUGUCUUCCCAAACUUCAACGGGCAUGGCGACCCCCGUCACCUAUCCUCCUCCCGAGCAAGCCUCGACUGGCAACACCAUGGUGCCUUAUACCUUCCCCCAGGCCAAGCUGAAGCUCCAACAAACGCAGCCUGGGAGGACACCUUUGGUUCUCGUGGCUUGCGGCUCUUUCUCCCCCAUCACAUUCCUCCACCUUCGCAUGUUCGAAAUGGCCUCCGACUUUGUCCGAUUCAAUACCAACUUCGAAGUCUGCGGCGGCUACCUCUCCCCCGUCAGCGACGCCUACAAGAAGGCUGGCCUAGCUCCCGGUCAUCACCGUGUUGAGAUGUGCUCCCGCGCCGUCGAACAUUCUUCCUGGCUAAUGGUCGACCCCUUCGAGACGGUCAACUGCGACGAAAACGGCGAGCCCGCUUACGUUCCCACGGCGCGGGUGCUUCGACACUUCGACCACGAGAUCAACACCGUACUGGGUGGCAUUGAGGGCACCGAUGGUGUGCGGAGGAAGGCAAAGAUUGCGCUUCUUGCUGGCGCAGAUUUGGUCAUGUCAAUGGGAGAGCCCGGGCUUUGGUCGCCGGUUGACUUGGGAGUCAUUCUCGGGGAGUACGGCGCUUUCAUCAUUGAGCGCUCGGGAACCGAUAUCGACGAGGCGCUUGCUACGCUGAGGCAGUACGAAGACAACAUUUGGGUUAUCAGCCAAGUGAUACAGAAUGACAUCAGCUCCACCAAAGUCCGUCUCUUCUUGAAGAAGGAUCUGAGCGUGCGAUAUCUUAUCCCUGAUCCUGUUGUCGAGUACAUUGAAGAGCACGGCUUGUUUCAAGAUGAACAGUCUAGCAAGAAGAAGAACAAUGACACCUCAUCAACAGGAGGAAAGGACAAGGAGAAGGAGAAGCCAACGACCGCCGAUGGGACAAGUACCCCUUCAAGCUCGACCGAGGAAACGACACAACAGAGCUAGAAGCUCAAGAGCUGGUCUUCUACACACCGAUAUGAAAGGCUUCCCUGCGCUUAAAGUCGCACCUUCAGUCAGCGUGGCAGCUUCAGGCACCUGAGUUCACGGAGGAUGAACUACUCUUUUUUUUUUUUUUUU